AUGAAUGAUCCAUCCUUGGAUGACAAUAUCAUCCAUGCCUCUAAUCAGGUCACUGAAAAUGUCCCUAAGUCCUACGCGGACGAAGAGGAAGAAGAGAGAAGUUUUUUGACCCCCGCCAGGUGGUGGUAUGCCUCGACUGCCUUCCCUCUCAUCGCCGGCACGUUCGGUCCGAUGGCCAAUGCAUUCAGUGUUUGCGCCCUCGUGGAGAACUGGCGAGUCAGAAUACCUGCAGGAGGCACCGAAGAACAUGGCGUUGAUAUCAGGGAUCCUAGCUGGUUGAUUGCGGUCAAUGCCGUAUCUCUUGUCUGCGCUCUGGUCGCCAACUUGUCGCUCCUGCUUAAUAUGGCCCGCCGUGUGCCGUUUCAAAUUGCACAGCCCAUCACUAUUGUUGGCUUCUGGCUGGCUUCGGUUCUGCUCAUUGUCCUCAUCGCCAUUGCAUCCACUGACUUCCAUGCCCCGGGUGUUCAGAAUCAAGCCUUGACCCAGGCCUACUAUUACGCCGUCUUUGCUGCCGGAUUGUACCAGAUUAUUUCAUACCUUAUGUGUGUCACCGUGUAUGGAGCCUACAAGGGCCAUUAUAGCAAGGAAUUCAGACUCACCGUUGCCCAACGCACGCUGAUGCUCCAAACCAUUGCAUUCCUUGUCUACCAGCUUUUGGGAGCUCUUGUCUACUCACAUGUCGAGGGCUGGAAGUUUCUAGAUGCCGUGUACUGGGCCGACUUCACUUCUCUCACCAUUGGCGUUGGCGCCGACUACGUGCCCAAAACCGACGUCGGGCGUGGGUUGCUUUUUCCCUUCGCCAUGGGAGGAAUAAUCAUCCUAGGUCUGGUGGUGAGCUCUAUCCGGUCUCUGAUCCUAGACAGAGGGAAGAAAAAGAUCGCCGCACGCUUGACCGAGAAGUCACGGGCGAAAUUACUCGCAAAAGUUGAAAAGAUUGUUAACGAGAAAAGUCGGAUAAAAAGACGUCUUAUGGGUCUGGACAAGAACAUGGCCAAAGCAUUGGCCACCGAACCUGGGGAUGACAAAAUUGCCGAGAUUGACAGGAGAGAAGCCGAGUUCGAAGCAAUGCGAAGGGUACAGGAUAGGGCGACGACGCAGCGGAAAUACCUUAGUCUAGGUAUUUCGACCUUUGCAUUCGCCUUCUUGUGGACGCUAGGCGCUUUCAUCUUCUCGAAGGCUGAACAAAAUCAGGAUUGGUCGUAUUUCGAGUGCGUCUAUUUUGCAUACACCACCCUCCUGACCAUCGGCUAUGGAGACCUACAGCCAAUGAGCAACAGUGGGAAGCCAUUUUUUGUCUUUUGGUCAUUGCUCGCAGUGCCGACGUUGACCAUCUUGAUAUCAGACUUGGGGGAUACAGUGAUCAAGACGGUCAAAGAUGUGACGAUCUGGUUGGGUGAGAUCACGGUUCUGCCGAGCGACGAAGCCAGCACGAGGGAGCGACUGAGGCAAGGCCUUUACAAAGCAACACUUGGCAAACUUGACUCGAGGCAUACUUAUGCCAAAGACGUGGAGCAGGGGUCCAACACUGAUGAGGGAGAAAAGGAGCUGCAUCCGGGGUUGGCGAAGCUUUUCGGCCGACACGGCAGGAGACGCGAGAAUCAGGGUGCACACGAAACUGGUGAUCGACUGGCCGCCGAUUUUGAGCGGUCCGAGGAAGAGGGUGAAUCGCUCGCGAGAGAACACGGUGAAAGAGCAGAAGAAGAUGAGCAUCACUACCGGCACGCUCUCCUUUCCCAGAUUCGUAAGGUAUACGCGGACACAACCGCAGCCACACCCAAGAGAUACAGUUAUGAAGAGUGGGUGCGGUUCCUCCGGUUGUUAGGCGAGGACGAGCAGGAUCCUGCCUUCCACAGGCGGGCGCCUGAGUUAGAUCAGGGCUCCGAGGCGCAAGAAGUCCCUCCGGAACACGAACAGGAAGCCACAUACACCAAAGAGGAAGGGGAAGGAAAGGAGCACAAGAAAAGAUGGAGUUGGAUAGGCAACCACAGUCCGUUAAUGGGAGAUAAAGAGGAGGCAGAAUGGCUGUUGGAGAAAUUGUUCGCGCGGCUAGAGGAAAGCCUUCGCGGCGAAGGGAGGAAGAAGGAAGAAAGGGUCAAGAAGGAAACUCGCAAAGAUCAUGCGGGUGGGCAGCAGCCCCCAACUGGAACAAAGGAUGACGAUACAAGCAGGACAAAGACGGGAGAGGAUGAAGAGUGA
Messenger RNA from Exophiala dermatitidis NIH/UT8656, 2196 nucleotides. Its product is annotated as potassium channel, subfamily K. The coding region runs from base 1 to 2196 and encodes 731 amino acids. Gene Ontology annotation, cellular component: membrane. Gene Ontology annotation, molecular function: potassium ion leak channel activity. Gene Ontology annotation, biological process: stabilization of membrane potential; potassium ion transmembrane transport. Lineage: Eukaryota; Fungi; Ascomycota; Eurotiomycetes; Chaetothyriales; Herpotrichiellaceae. The record is from RefSeq and is a predicted model, not a curated record. The transcript is spliced from 3 exons.